CCUUCACAAUCACUCCAUCAAACAAACCUUAAAACACACACACAACCCUCAUCCUCUCUCUUUAGUAGCAACUCAAACCCUAAAUCCUAAAAAUGGUUUCUUGGCUAUCAUCUCUCGUCAUUGCAGUGACAUUCACAAGCUUAUUCACCGGUCUAUCUGCUCGUCGCCAUCUUCUCCAAACAACACCAGCGACUCAACCACCAGUUACAACAACAUUCCCACCACUUCCCAAACCCACAAUGCCACCACCAAUGCCUUCUUCGCUUCCUCAGCCAACUCUUCCUCAACCAGCAGCGUUUCCACCAUUACCGAGCACACAGAUACCUUCUCUGCCUAACCCAACACAACCUAUUAAUAUCCCAAACUUUCCACAAAUCAGUAUCCCUAAUUUCCCAAUUAGCAUUCCAAACAACUUCCCCUUUAAUAUUCCCACUAGCAUUCCUACCAUUCCUUUCUUCACUCCACCACCUUCCAAGUGAGAAGCUAAGCUCUUUAAGUGUUGCCACACAACACAUUACCGUCUGUCUCACUCUCACACACACUUUGGUUGCACAUGUUUGUGAUGUUUCGUAUUCUGCUUCUUAUUCUUUUGCUGUUGUUUGAUGCUUUUCUUCUUGUUGUUGUUGUUUCUGGUAAUGAUUGCUUUGUAGUAUUAUAUAUAUCUUAAUAUUGUUCUAAAGAUUACAAGAUUUCUUCUGCUU
This is a messenger RNA of Brassica rapa (field mustard), 701 nucleotides long. RefSeq names its product extensin. The record is from RefSeq and is a predicted model, not a curated record. NCBI's taxonomy places the organism in Eukaryota, Viridiplantae, Streptophyta, Magnoliopsida, Brassicales, Brassicaceae.